This is a messenger RNA of Coffea arabica (coffee), 658 nucleotides long. NCBI's taxonomy places the organism in Eukaryota, Viridiplantae, Streptophyta, Magnoliopsida, Gentianales, Rubiaceae. The record is from RefSeq and is a predicted model, not a curated record.
AUGGGAUCAUUUAAGAUCUCCUUAGCAUUAUUUAGCUUCAUUCACCUUGUAAUCUUCUGGCCAUCUGGAGCUCAAAACUCAAAACAGGAUUAUCUCGAUGUUCAUAACGCAGCUCGUGCCCAAGUUGGUGUUGGCCCGAUAGCUUGGGACGACACGGUGGCUGACUAUGCACAUGACUACGCCUAUCAGAUUAUAACCUACUGCAAUUGGACGCGAUCUGGGGGCCCUUACGGUGAGAACUUAGCUGAAGGCAGCGGAGACUUCACGGCCGGGGAUGCCGUCAAUCAGUGGGUGAGUGCGAGGCAAUACUACGAUUACGACUCCAACGCAUGUGCUCCAGAAACGGAGGAGUGCGGGAACUACACUCAGGUGGUUUGGAACAGCUCAGUUGGUCUGGGCUGCGCUAGGGUUCAAUGCACAAAUGAUGAUUUGUAGUUCGUGAUUUGCUGUUAUCAUCCCCGUGGCAACUACAUUGGUCAGCGUCCUUAUUUGAAGUUAUGAUCCCCGUCUAGACGUGUUAUCUUUGUCUUUCUCCGUGCUUAGUCCUCUCAUACCCUUUCUUAAGUGAUAAUUCUUAGCUUAACUUGAAUUUGAACUUCUAGAACAGACUUCGAUAACAUGCAUGCAGGUGGAGUAAUAAAGAUCAAGGGGUACAUCA